AUGGAUCACCGACCGCAAUUUUGGGGCCGUCCCAGAGACGACGUUUACGGCAGCUACGAUGCUUCCUAUAUGCGCCCCAAUGGUCCCAGCACACACACCCAGUCUCCAAUCGUGACCGGAACCUCUGUGGUAGCUCUCAAGUUCAAGGACGGCGUCGUCAUUGCGGCCGACAACCUAGCCUCGUACGGAUCGCUCGCCCGCUUCAACGACGUCAAGCGUCUGCGCACCUUUGCCGACUCGACCGUUGUCGGCUUUGGCGGCGACGUGUCGGACAUGCAGUACCUCGACCGCCACCUCACAGAGCUCGCUAUUGACGAGAACUACCACUCAGACGCCUCGCAUACGCUCAACGCCCGCAACUUGCACAAGUACCUGGCCAAGCUGCUCUACCACCGCCGCUCCAAGUUUGACCCGCUCUGGAACCACCUGCUGGUCGCCGGCCUUGAUGAGGAGGGCAAGCCCUUCCUCGCCGCCACCGAUCUGCUCGGCACCACGUUCACCAGCCCCAGCUUGGCCACUGGCUACGGCGAGAUGCUGGCCCAACCCGUCAUGCGCAAGUAUGCUCCCGACGAGGAGAGCGCCGCCAAGCUUACCCGGGAAGAGGCCGUCAAGGUUGUCCAGGAGUGUAUGAAGGUGUUGUUUUACAGAGAUGCUCGAUCCUUGGACACGUACUCAAUUGCCGUCGUGACCAAGGAUGGAGUGGAUCUGAAGGAGGACGCCAAGCUGGAGAACCAGAGCUGGGCGUUUGCUGACAGAAUCAAGGGAUAUGGCACGCAGACAGUCUAA
Molecule: messenger RNA, 786 nt
Organism: Pestalotiopsis fici W106-1
Lineage: Eukaryota; Fungi; Ascomycota; Sordariomycetes; Amphisphaeriales; Sporocadaceae
Exons: 3
Coding region: 1-786 (261 amino acids)
Cellular component (GO): proteasome core complex
Source: RefSeq, a predicted model, not a curated record